Molecule: messenger RNA, 234 nt
Organism: Naegleria lovaniensis
Lineage: Eukaryota; Heterolobosea; Eutetramitea; Acrasida; Naegleriidae
Exons: 3
Coding region: 1-234 (77 amino acids)
Biological process (GO): endoplasmic reticulum to Golgi vesicle-mediated transport
Cellular component (GO): endoplasmic reticulum membrane; Golgi membrane; COPII-coated ER to Golgi transport vesicle
Source: RefSeq, a predicted model, not a curated record
AUGGCUUUGUGGGUGUUGAUCAAGAUUAUUGUGUUGUUGGUGAACGCUGUUGCCGUGUUGAAUGAAGAACGAUUCCUGAGGAGGAUCGGAUUUGGUUACAGACCUGAAGUCGUAGCAGAAGAGAGCUUGAAAGCACGAACUAUUAAUUUAUUACACGCAGUCAGAACGUUAUUGAGAAUUCCCUUGAUAUUUAUUAAUGCAUUCGUUAUUGUACUUUUGGUCUUGUUUGGAUAA